AUUCAAAUUAUGAACUUUGUUACAAUUUAUUUCUAAUAUUAUGCAGAUAGUAAUCUACUAUUAGAUAAAAAUAUGGAUGUAUAAAUUAUUUCGAGGGUAGCUAGAAAAUUUUUUUUAAUUUAUAGCACAUAAAUAACCCUACACCUACUACUAAACGCAAACAAAUUAAUUUUGUUCAUCUACACAAGUGUAUGCAGUUGAAAUUAUUACUAGUUUCUUUAUAUUAGUAUUAAAAAAAUAAUUGAUUAAUAUUGAAAUAAAAAUUGUAUGACAAUAAUUUUUUUAGUAAUAAACUUUUUGAUAAUGAAAAUUUCAAUAAUACUAAAUAUUCAAGUGUACUUUUGUAUAUUUAUCGCUUUAUUGAAUACUGAAGGAACACCUAAUAAAAGAGCACACGUCGAUAUAAUAACGAAGUUACUACAUCAACCCGGAUGGAAAAAUAUAAAUGAUGUCGAAUACAUUAUUUACAGGCGCAAUUUGUUUACAUUGAACGAUGUGAUUAAUAAACCUGUAACAUUAAAUAACUGUGACAAUAUUAUACGUAAAGCUACAAUAUUCCUUGCAUGUUCUUACGCUAAUGAUUUACAUACAAUAUUCUAUACAUUUUACAAUUUUCAAGAAUAUUGUUUCAUACUACUUAAUUCUGGUAAAAUCAGUGCACAAAACUGUACAGUAAAAAUUUUAGAAAAAAUGAUUGAAUUUGUUACGCUGGCAAAAUAUAUGAAAGGAGCAUUAUAUGCUAUAGAAAAAUAUCACAAAAACCCUAUGAACACCCAAAAAUAUACUCGGUUUCCUUUAAGUAAACUUCUUACAAAUUUACAGAAAUAUGAAUCGUUAAAGAAAUUGAUUCCUUUGGAAAACAAUAUGGACUCAAUUAAAAAUGCGUUAUUAACUAUCACGAAUAUUUUAAACACUGGCGAUUUUGAACUCAAAAAAGAUGUAUCAUUGUGUAAAAUAAAACAAAUAGAUUUGAAUUCUAUGUGGAAUAUUUGGAUAAACGAAAUUGUAACAUUAAACAGUCAAAGAAAAGACGAAGAACUUAUCAUUUUUCUAACUGAUAAAAUGAGCAAUUUAUUCCAAAGGAUACUCUGGAAUAAGUAUGUUACACUUGGAUUUCACUUUGAUUCGAAGACAUGUAAAACAGUUUUACCUGGCCUAUGUCCAACGAAUGUCAAGCUAGAUAUCGCAGAAAAUUCUUCUAAAAAUUUGGUACAACAUACCAAUGAUGAAUAUUUGAUGGAAAAUGUACAACAAGAAUAUAUCGCAGAAAAUUCUUCUAAAAAUUUGGUACAACAUACCAAUGAUGAAUAUUUGAUGGAAAAUGUACAACAAGAAUAUAUUGCACAAAAUUCUUCUAAGAAUUCGGUACGAAAUAACAAUGAUAUAGAUAUUUUUGAAGAGAUGCUGCAAGAAUAUAUUGUAGAAAAUUCUCCUAAAAAUUUGAUACAACCCACCAAUGAAGAUGAUUUGAAGGAAAAUGUACAACAAGAAUAUGUCGCAGAAAAUUCUCCUAAAAAUUUGGUACAACAUACCAAUGAAGAAGAUUUGAUGGAAAAUUUACAACAAGAAUAUAUCGCAGAAAAUUCUUCUAAAAAUUUGGUACAACAUACCAAUGAAGAAGAUUUGAUGGAAAAUUUACAACAAGAAUAUAUUACACAAAAUUCUUCUAAAAAUUUGAUACAAAAUAACAGUGAUAUAGAUGUUUUUGAAGAGAUGCUGCAAGAAUGUAAAAAUUAUAUCGCAGAAAAUUCUUCUAAAAACUUGAUAAACCACACCAAUGAAGAAGGUUUGAUGGAAAAUGUACAACAAGAGUAUAUCGCAGAAAAUUCUUCUAAAAAUUUGGUACGAAAUAACAAUGAUAUAGAUGUUUUUGAAGAGAUGCUGCAAGAAUGUAAAAAUUAUAUCGCAGAAAAUUCUUCUAAAAACUUGAUAAACCUCACCAAUGAAGAAGGUUUGAUGGAAAAUGUACAACAAGAGUAUAUCGCAGAAAAUUCUUCUAAAAAUUUGGUACGAAAUAACAAUGAUAUAGAUGUUUUUGAAGAGAUGCUGCAAGAAUAUAUCGCAGAAAAUUCUUCUAAAAACUUGAUAAACCACACCAAUGAAGAAGGUUUGAUGGAAAAUGUACAACAAGAGUAUGCACAAAGUCCUUCUAUAAAUUUAAUAAGAAAUAACAAUGAUAUAGAUGAGAUUGAAGAGAUGCUGCAAGAAUAUAUCGAUGAAAGUUCUUCUAAAAAUUUGGUACAACAUACCAAUGAAGAAGAUUUGAUGGAAAAUUUACAACAAGAAUAUAUCGCAGAAAAUUCUUCUAAAAACUUGAUAAAACAUACAAAUGAAGAAGAUUUGAUGGAAAAUGUACAACAAGAGUAUAUUGUACAAAGUCCUUCUAUAAAUUUAAUAAGAAAUAACACUGAUAUAGAUGAGCUUGAAGAGAUGCUGCAAGAAUAUAUCGCAGAAAAUUCUUUUAAAAAUUUGGUACAACAUACCAAUGAAGAAGAUUUGCUGGAAAAUUUACAACAAGAAUAUAUCGCAGAAAAUUCUUCUAAAAAUUUGGUACAACAUACCAAUGAAGAAGAUUUGAUGGAAAAUUUACAAAAAGAAUAUAUCGCAGAAAAUUCUUCUAAAAAUUUGGUACAACAUACCAAUGAAGAAGAUUUGCUGGAAAAUUUACAACAAGAAUAUAUCGCAGAAAAUUCUUCUAAAAAUUUGGUACAACAUACCAAUGAAGAAGAUUUGCUGGAAAAUUUACAACAAGAAUAUAUUACACAAAAUUCUUCUAAAAAUUUGAUACAAAAUAACAGUGAUAUAGAUGUGUUUGAAGAGAUGCUGCAAGAAUGUAAAAAUUGUAUUGUCUACUACUAAAUAUUUAUUAUUAGUUUAAAUAAAUUUUUAGUGAAGCU
This is a messenger RNA of Daktulosphaira vitifoliae (grape phylloxera), 2897 nucleotides long. RefSeq names its product surface protein P113-like. Bases 268 to 2859 code for a protein of 863 amino acids. NCBI's taxonomy places the organism in Eukaryota, Metazoa, Arthropoda, Insecta, Hemiptera, Phylloxeridae. The record is from RefSeq and is a predicted model, not a curated record. The transcript is spliced from 22 exons.